AUGGGGCGAGGAUUCUGUGGCUUCGUCACACCACUCCUUGAGAUUACGUACAUGAGGGACCCGCUCCCAUUUUUUUUGAAGGGCUCUGUGGAACGGGUUGAAGGAUGGAAUGUGUACAGCGAGCCGCCUCUGUGCAGCCACGGCAGUCAGAAACGGUACAAGUGCACGCAUCCACGUGUUCUGUACCCCCGCUUACCGUACAAGCUGUCCACCGUUACGGAGGAUCCCAUUCCUGGCAUGGACAUACACCCUCGACUGUUUCUUCGCUAUCAACUGAACCCAUACCGACCUCCGAGCUGGCCAUUUGAGUCUGGCCUUGAAGACUGUGUUUACCGCAAUCAGAGGCCG
Molecule: messenger RNA, 348 nt
Organism: Trypanosoma rangeli
Lineage: Eukaryota; Euglenozoa; Kinetoplastea; Trypanosomatida; Trypanosomatidae
Exons: 1
Source: RefSeq, a predicted model, not a curated record